AAACGAAAGUGAACAGAGCUGUAAUAAAGAUGGAAGAGUGCUGCACGGAGCCAGAUCCGUUAUCCUGCUCGAUAUGCUUCGACAGAUUGAAAAGCCCUGUGACUCUUCACUGUGGCCACAGCUACUGUAUGGACUGCGUGAACGGAUACUGGGACCAGGAGAACCACCGCGGGGUUUACAGCUGUCCCCAGUGCAGACGCACUUUCAGGCGCAGACCUGUGCUGAACAAAAACACAGUGCUGGCUGAUCUGGCAGAGAAAGUGUCAGGGCCUGAACCACCCACCCGGCCUGCUGUGAAGGAUGAAGUGGGCCCGGGGGAUGUGGAGUGUGAUUUCUGCACUGUGAGGAAGCUGAAAGCUGUCAAGUCUUGCCUGGUGUGUCUGGCUUCUUACUGUGCUACUCACUUGGAGCCCCACUAUGUGUCUGAGGCUUUCAAAAGGCACACGCUGGUGGAAAUCACUUCUUCCAUGCAAGAGAAGAUCUGCUCCAAGCAUGACAAGCUGCUGGAAGUCUACUGUCGCAGUGACGGCCAAUGCAUUUGCCUGCUGUGUGUGAUGGAUGAACACAAAGGUCAUGACACGGUCUCCGCUGCAGCAGAGAGGAAAGACAAACAAAAAGAAUUUGGAAAGAAAAAAUUAACAUAUCUGAAAGGAAUACAGAAGAAAGAGAAGCAGCUUCAGCAGCUAAAACAAAAAAUUAAAGCACUUCAGUGUUCAGGAGAUGCGGCGGUUGAUCAAAAUGAGAAAGCCUACGCUGAAAUGGUCCGGAUGGCGGAUGAGAGGCGCUGUGCCACUAAAGAUCUGAUCAGAGUUCAGCAGAAGGCUGCGGUGAGCCGAGCCGAGGUGCUCGUGGACCGUCUGGAGAAGGACAUCUCUGAGCUGAGAAAGGGACAGGAUGACCUCAAACAGCUGUCACUCACUGAGGAUCACAUUCAUUUCCUGCAGAGCUGCCAGGCCAUCUUUGACUGUCCGGAAGCUGACCUGUCCUCUGAUGUUGACAUCGAACAACAAACCCCUUUUGACUUUGUCAAAAGGGCUAUAUCUGAUUUGAGAGACAGAAUGGAAAAUGUUUCCAUAGCUAUUGCAGAAAUAUCUCAGACAAUUCAAGCUGAUCCUGACCCUGAGACAAGACAGGAGUUCUCCCUUUAUUCCAGCAGCCUCAGUUUGGAUCCCAACACAGCAUUUGAAAACCUUUUGCUCUCUGAGGGAAACCGCAAAGUAACCUGGAUUAAAAAAGCUCAGAGGUAUCCCUUGCACCCAGAGAGGUUUACCCUAUAUGAUCAGGUGUUGUGCACUGAAGGCUUAUCUGGAGUCUGCUACUGGGAGGUUGAGUGGCGGGGGAGCAGGGUUGAGGUCGCUGUGUGCUACAAAGGGGCAGAUUCGGAUGAAAGUGGCUUUGGGGGUAUAGCAAGUCACUCCUGGUGCAUUUCCCUUUCAAAUGUUGGUUGCGCCUAUUGGCACGGUGGAAUCAAAACCAAAAUACCCAUUAACUGCUCCUCUACUGUGGGUGUGUAUCUGAACCACAAGGCAGGGACCCUGUCCUUCUACAGCGUGUCUGACUGUGGGGAAAUGACGCUCCUUCACAGAGUCAGCACCACAUUCUCCCAGCCUCUGUACCCCGGCCUCAUGGUCUCCAGAAGGGCCUCAGCUAGGAUAGUGUGUGCAAAAUAAAUCCACUGCCAAGGUGUGCUCGAGGGAAGUAAGGCAGUAUGUUCAUUCUGCGUUUGUAUUAAAGACGAGUGCUACAAAUAUGUUAAUUUCAAUGAUAUAUUGUCUGUAGCUUAUUAUGAUUCUAUUCUUUAUUAUGGUUUUUUCUAGAAAAAAAAGGGUGAAGAUAAUGAUGAGACAGAUGUGAGGUUUUGGUGUGUAUCAUGUUUCUCAUCCUGUAAUGGAAAUUGUAAACUCAUCAUGCAUGUGCAUGUUAAGUUAUUAAGUAGAACAACUCUAUGUAAAUGUAAUAGAUACUCAAACUCCUCUUGCUUUGUCAUGCGUUUAAUGUUUAUAAUCAAUAAAAAAUAUGUUUCAGA
Trematomus bernacchii (emerald rockcod) is the source of this 2026-nucleotide messenger RNA. RefSeq names its product E3 ubiquitin-protein ligase TRIM47-like. The coding region runs from base 30 to 1670 and encodes 546 amino acids. Gene Ontology annotation, molecular function: protein binding; zinc ion binding. The transcript is spliced from 6 exons. Lineage: Eukaryota; Metazoa; Chordata; Actinopteri; Perciformes; Nototheniidae. The record is from RefSeq and is a predicted model, not a curated record.